Alnus glutinosa is the source of this 953-nucleotide messenger RNA. RefSeq names its product protein neprosin-like. The record is from RefSeq and is a predicted model, not a curated record. Bases 1 to 753 code for a protein of 250 amino acids. The transcript has 5 exons. Lineage: Eukaryota; Viridiplantae; Streptophyta; Magnoliopsida; Fagales; Betulaceae.
AUGGCUAUCAAUUCUAAAUCUGCCUUCUCCAGUCUAGAGCUUAGUUCCCCAAAUAAGGUCAGAAAAUUGCCUUCCAUUCGACGUGGAGGUCUCCAAGGCUGGACAACAAUGGCAGAGAGAAAGCACAGAUGUAUAUUUUGCUUGCUAGCCGUAUCUUCUGUGAUGAGUGAUAAAUUUGUUGGUGGAAGAAGGAUUGGUACCAUAGAAAGCAAAAAGAUAGUUAAGCAUAAAGGAACUGUCAAAACUAUUGAGGGUAAUAAUGGUGACGUAAUAGACUGUGUAGAUAUCUAUCAACAACCUGCUUUCGACCAUCCAUUACUUAAGAAUCAUACCAUACAGAUGGAACCCAGUUCCAUUCCAAAUGUAACAAACGGAGAAUUGUAUGAUGACGAGCUGUUUCAAGGUUUGCUUGAGAAUGAGGAAUGCCCUGAAGGAACAAUCCCAAUUAGACAUGCACGAGAAGAUGAAUAUUAUCCACAUCGUGCUAUACCCCCAGCUGCCCAUCGGAAAAACCUUAAUGUUCGUGUUGAUUAUGAUACUACAGGCCAUGAGUACGCUGGAGUUCGUCUGAGUGAAGGAAACUACCAUGGAGCAAGUGCAUUUAUUAACGUAUGGAAUCCUACGGUUAAUGAUGAUGAAGUUAGCAUUGCUCAAAUAUGGCUUACCUCGGGUCCUUCAGACCUACUAAACACCAUUGAAGCUGGAUGGAUUGUAAGUUCGACCAUAUAUAUAUAUAUAUAUGGUCAUUCCUAGCCUGGAAAGUUCAUAAUGAAAUUCAAAACAAAAUUGUAACAUAUGGAUUAAUCAUUUGGAGGAUAGUUUAAUUAAUUUCUCACCAUUAAUUUCAUGGUUCUAGGUUAGUUGGCAAAUCAAGGAACCCAGGUUUUUCAUAUACUGGACUGUAAGUUGGCUUAUUUCCUUCCAUGAUAUAAUUUCUUAAAUUGGCAUUAGGA